AUGGCGUAUUCUUAUAACGUGGCCGAGGCGCCUCCCGACGACGCAGCCAGCGUGCAGCACGACGUCCGACGCGCCAAGAAAUUUCUCCAGAAACGCAGCCCGGAAUCGGGCGACAGCCUAUACGACCACUUAACCGAGCUUUUAGCGAAGAUCUUGGCCGAACGGCCGCGAAACGCAGUCGACAGCUUUGAGCAGUACAGCAGGAAACUGAAGGAAGAGAGGUUUAAGACUAAGACGGAUCAUCUGCGGGAUCUGUACGUGCCACCCGUGCAGUACGACGACGCCAAGAAGCUCAUUAGGCUCUUCCAGCAGCAGCGGUUCGACGAGCGGGGCGAGGGGGAGAAGAUGGCUGCUGACGAGGGCGAGGACGAGGACGACGAGAAGAAGAAGUGUCCCGACAUGUUGGAUCUUUUGUUCCACCUUGAGCGAACGGGUGUAGGAUUGCCGCGGCACGAGAUGGUGUUGCUUAAUUUAUCGAUUCGCAAGCUCGCCUCCGAGGUACCGGUUGAAAAUAUUAGAUUUUGGGGCAAGAUACUCGGCACGCCCAGAAAUUAUUACGUGGUGGAGGCGGAACUUCGGCCGGACGAGUUGGCCCGAAGAUCGCAGGUAAAAUAUCACUGUCGAAUUUAUAAUAGGCGCGCGAUAGCACAUCCCACAAUACGCGCUUUCGUUUUCGCUCUCAUUUCUCGCCGACGAUUACCCGAAUCGAGAAAAUCCACGCCGAGAUUUGUACUCGUUGCGAUUCGACAAAUUCACCGCGAUCCGCUCGCGUAUGGAAAAUCCUCCGAGAGUAUUCUUGUAUUUUCUCGGAAAAUAACGCAGGAAGAAGCACAGAGAGAAGACAGAGACAGACGAGAGAGGGGUGAAAACAAAGCCGCGGCGAGGGUGAAGCUCGCGGAGGGUGAAACCGCGACGAGAACCGAGAACGAGGCCGCGGCGGGAGCCAUCACGGCGGCGGAAGUCCUGCGCGAGGACGACGGAAGCAAGCCUUUGGAGCUUGUUCUGCCGCCGCUGCCUGUUAAUCCGUGGCAACCGGCGGCGCAAGUGCCGGCCGAAAGAAUCGGGAGCGGUCUCAAUAAAAAGCUGUAUUUUGUAUGCAACGCGCCCGGCCUGGACGAGUGGAUCGAACUUCCGCCGGUAACGCCGCAGCAGAUAAUAAUUGCACGACAGAUUGUCCGAUACUGCACGGGAAACUUGGAGACGCUGAUUCGCAGUUUUCCGCCGUUUCCCGGCAUCGAGAAGCAUUACCUCCGCGCGCAGAUUGCGAGGAUCAGCGCGGCCACUCACGUCUCGCCGAUCGGCUUCUUCACGCUCGGCGGGGAUGUCGAAGACGAAGAAGCGGAGGAGGAGAGGAGAACGGAGGUUUACGAGGAAGGCGAGCUGUCGGAGAACCCGCACUACGAUCCACCGGCGAUCGAGGAUCUCAUGGAUCCUUCAAACUGGUGCCACCACAGCCCGUACAUUCUCGAGCAAGGACGGGCGGUUUGGUGGAGUCCCGAGAAAGAGGAAGAAAUUGCGGAUGUCAGUCCGUAGAGGAAAACGUUCUCAUCGACAAUUGCGCGAGAAAAAUUGACGAAAACUAAUUCCCGUGAUCUCACACAGGAGGAACUCGAGGAAGAAGAAGAAGAAGAAGAAGAAGAAGAAGAAGAAGAGGCGGAGGAGGAGGACGAAACCAGGACGACCAAGGACGACCAACGAGAGAUCGGACCGCCUCUCUUAACUCCGUUAUCCGAGGACGCGCUUGUCGACUUCGUGACGCCGUGGACCAUCGGACAAUCGUCGCGGGUGCAACCGGACAUCGCGGUGGCUGCGGUCAGAUCGAACGUCUGGCCCGGAGCUUUCGCGUUUGCAGUUGGAAAACGCUUCGCCAACGUGUACAUCGGCUGGGGCCACAAACACAACGCCUACAACUACAGUCCGCCCAACAUGCCGCCUGUCCAGGAUCAGUACAAGAUCGGGCCGGAGGUCAUGGAAAUCCGCGACCCCACCGCUGAAGAAGAAGAGGCGGAUCGAAUCGCGCGCUCACCGCCGCCGUUACCAACCGGAGAAGAGGAGGCACUGGGUGAAGAGGAAGAAGAGGAGGAAGAGGAAGAUGAUGAGGAAGACGAGGACGACGAAUAAUUUCUUUUACGCGCCGCCGAGUAUACUUUUAACUGUUGCGUGUGUCGAUGAUAUUUAGAUUAUGUGUUAUAUGUAUAUUAUAUAUUUUUGUCUCUUGUGCG
Molecule: messenger RNA, 2222 nt
Organism: Harpegnathos saltator (Jerdon's jumping ant)
Lineage: Eukaryota; Metazoa; Arthropoda; Insecta; Hymenoptera; Formicidae
Gene: Rsph4a
Product: Radial spoke head protein 4a
Exons: 10
Biological process (GO): axoneme assembly; cilium assembly; cilium movement involved in cell motility
Cellular component (GO): radial spoke; axoneme
Source: RefSeq, a predicted model, not a curated record